Molecule: messenger RNA, 2806 nt
Organism: Amyelois transitella
Lineage: Eukaryota; Metazoa; Arthropoda; Insecta; Lepidoptera; Pyralidae
Gene: mtm
Product: myotubularin-related protein 2
Exons: 13
Coding region: 107-1978 (623 amino acids)
Biological process (GO): dephosphorylation
Molecular function (GO): phosphatidylinositol-3,5-bisphosphate 3-phosphatase activity
Source: RefSeq, a predicted model, not a curated record
CAAUCAAGCGAAAGGUUUGAUUUUAUUUUUGAUUCAUAGACGAUUAUUUACUAAAUAAUUAAAUAUAUUGUCUUUAAAAGAAUCUUAUAAUUGCACUUACUUAAAAAUGGAUAAACACAACAGUUCUGAAAUAUUAAAUUCAGAUUAUUCAUUAUCUAAAAACGCCAGUUCUGAUUCAUUGGAUUCAGACUCCAAAUCAAGUUCAUUGAAUUCUAAACACGGACAGGACUCCCCUCACGUAGUAGGCGAUAUUCAGUUCUUGGACAAUGAAAAGCUGAAGAAAAUUGCUCAGGAUGUUACUUACAUAUGUCCAUUUAAUGGGCCUAUUGGGGGUGUGUUGCAAGUCACCAACUACCAACUUAUUUUCAAGCCCAUAGAGCCAUCAGCUUUACAUAGCACUUUCAGUGUUCCUCUUGGUGUUAUAUCUCGAAUAGAAAAAGUUGGUGGUGCAUCUUCAAAGGGAGAAAAUUCAUAUGGUAUUGAAAUAUUUUGUAAGGACAUGCGUAACUUGCGCUUCGCACACAAGCAAGAGAACCAUUCUCGGCGUGGCAUAUUUACAUAUCUACAAAAUCACGCCUUUCCUCUGUCACAUGGACAGCCACUUUUUGCCUUCAGUUAUUCAGAGAAAUUCCCAGAAGAAGGCUGGCAUGUUUAUGACCCUAUUGCAGAGCUUCGAAGGAUGGGAGUGAAUAAUGACAUGUGGCGAAUAACGCGUAUCAAUGACAAGUAUGAAGUAUGUGACAGCUACCCUGCCAUUUGGGCCAUACCCACAGCGGCUACGGAUGAUCUUCUGCGGUCCGUGGCAGCGUAUCGUUCAAGAGGGCGGAUACCAGUUCUCUCAUGGAUACAUCCUAGUUCUCAAGCAACAAUUACUCGCUGCAGUCAGCCUUUGGUUGGGGUGAGUGGCAAAAGAAGUCGGGAAGACGAGCGAUACAUUCAACUUAUAAUGGAUGCUAAUGCUCAAGGGAACAAACUCUAUAUCAUGGAUGCCAGACCCAGUGCAAAUGCGAUUGCCAACAAAGCUAAAGGCGGCGGAUAUGAAUCGGAAGACGCGUAUCAGAAUGCUGAACUAGUGUUCUUGGAUAUUCACAACAUCCACGUGAUGCGUGAGAGUUUGCGCAAACUGAAGGAACUCUGUUUCCCACAAAUUGAUCAGACCAGAUGGUUUAGUGGCAUUGAAGCUAGUUGUUGGCUAAAACAUAUCAAGUGCAUAUUGGCUGGUGCAGUGCGCAUUGUUGAUAAGGUGGAGAACCAUAAGACAUCUGUACUUGUCCACUGCUCAGACGGCUGGGAUCGCACCGCCCAACUUACAGCGUUGGCUAUGCUCAUGUUGGACCCCUUCUACAGAACGCUGAGAGGGUUCGAAGUCCUUAUAGAGAAAGAGUGGUUAUCUUUUGGCCAUAAAUUCCAACUGCGUAUCGGACACGGCGACGAACGCCAUUCAGAUGCGGAUAGAUCCCCUGUUUUCGUACAGUGGGUGGAUUGCGUGUGGCAGCUCCAACAGCAGUUUCCCACCGCCUUCGAGUUCACCGAGAGGCUGCUCAUCACGAUCGUGGACCAUCUCUACUCGUGUCGGUUUGGCACCUUCCUCUUUAAUACGGAAAGAGAAAGAGUCAAAGAGGAAGUGAAAACAAAGACCGUGUCGCUCUGGUCUUACAUCAACAGUCACCACGAUCUUUACUUGAACCCUCUCUACUGGGGUCCGUCGUCCUUCGGGCCUAACUCGACCUAUUCCAGGCCUCAAGUGGUUCUUGUACCAAUCGCGUCGUUACGGGUCAUAAAGCUGUGGAAAGCGCUGUAUUGUAGGUGGAAUCCGACUAUGAGGCAACAGGACCCCAUAUACCAGCGGACUCGCGAGCUGGUAGCCCUGAGAGCUCAGUUGGAGGCUGCAGCGGCCGCCGCGGCCGGAGACCACGCGGCGAGGCAUCAUCGUCUCGGCUUGACUCCGCCCAGGGUCGCCAGUCCACACCACGUCUGAAACCGGUAACAAAGCAGCUGGACAUGGAACCUGAAUGAAAGGUCAUACUUUUCAUUACUUUAUGUAUAUUAUAAUAUAAAUAAGUUUUUUUGUUACUAUAAAAUGGCUUGUUCACAUAUAUUUUUUUAAUUUGUUGUAAACUUGAAUAGAUAAGUUUUAUUUUUAUUAUGUUACUAGUAGUAGGCCAUAUAACUAAAGAAGUAAAAGCCGCUGUUCGACUGGGCGACCGGUCUCGCAAGAUGAGAUGUUAGAAACUUUUUUAAAAGAAUUAAUCAAAACUUUAGAUUUAGGGUUACAUGUGCAAAUGUGAAAGAUAACAAAAUUUCCCAAACUGUAUAAGUGAUCCCUGAAAUUUGGACCCGACUGAGAUGGCAAUUAAGAACAUGCCGUGAUACAAAUAAAACAUUGACGUGAAUUUAUAUAACCGACCGCCUUUGUUUAUUAGUAACAGUAAAAAGGUAUUGCUAUAGCAGUAAAUUUAUUACAAUUGCAUUCAUUUACGAAUUCUACAUAUAUUUAGAUUUUUUUUUUAAAUUUAGAUGGAAUGUAUUAAGUUGGUUAAUUAUUAUUAAUACUCUGUGUGUGUAGAGAAAAUGCAAUAUGUUGGCUUGCCAAAUGUAAUUUAGUAGUUAUACAAAUGAUGAUUAAUAUUAUAUAUAAAUAAUUAUAAAAUCUAUAUAAAUAAUAUAAAGUAUUACUUUUAACUUUACAUUCUUAACAAUUAGUAAGAUAAGAAAGAAUUUAUAAGAAGAAAAGGAAACAAAAGUCUGUAGUUGUAUUGCAUUUAUUUAAGUAUCUAAUUAAUAAAUAUUUCAUCGUUUAACGAAA